Messenger RNA from Talaromyces rugulosus, 1236 nucleotides. RefSeq lists its product as uncharacterized. The transcript is spliced from 3 exons. The coding region runs from base 1 to 1236 and encodes 411 amino acids. Gene Ontology annotation, biological process: biosynthetic process. Gene Ontology annotation, molecular function: pyridoxal phosphate binding. The record is from RefSeq and is a predicted model, not a curated record. Lineage: Eukaryota; Fungi; Ascomycota; Eurotiomycetes; Eurotiales; Trichocomaceae.
AUGGUCGCUUUGCUAGAGUCCUUCCAGCAAGCACUAGACCAGAGAGAAGCAAAAUUGGCACGUCGAAGACUGACCAUUCUGUCGCCUGGUGCUGCUGACUUUUCGUCGAAUGAUUUUUUGUCUCUUUCAACUUCGUCGCUAUUGAAGUCAAGAUACCUGCGAAAACUAGACGCCUGUUUUUCGUCGCGCAAAGCCGUCGGUCUGGGAAGUGGUGGUUCUCGCUUGCUGGAUGGCAAUUCUUCGUUCACAGAAGAACUGGAACAAUUCAUCGCCUCGUUUCACGACGCCCCGGACGGGUUGCUAUUCAAUUCGGGCUUCGAUGCCAAUGUCGGGGUUUUCUCAUGUAUCCCGCAACCAGGGGAUGCCAUUGUACACGACGAGCUGAUCCAUGCAAGCGUGCGCGAGGGUAUGCGCCUUUCUCGUGCCAAAACGAAACUGCAAUUCAAACACAACUCGAUCAAUGACCUGAACAGAGUUCUCCAACGUCUAGUCAAGGAAGAUCCAUCAAUCUCCGAGGGUAACCGUAAUGUAUUCAUUGCCGUCGAGUCACUCUACAGCAUGGACGGAGACGUGGCUCCUUUGAAGGAAAUCAUCCAGACGAUGCACAAGCUCUUUGCCCACGGAAAUGCAUAUCUAAUCGUCGACGAAGCCCACGCGACCGGGGUAUUCGGACCCAAUGGGGCUGGUGUUGUCCAGGAUCUGGGUGUUCAGAAAGACGUCUUUCUGCGAACACAUACCUUUGGGAAAGCAUUAGCCAGUCAGGGCGCCAUUGUUUUGUGCACGACACUGACGCGAGAGUAUCUGAUCAACUAUGCACGCACUCUGAUAUACACCACCGCCAUGGCGAGUCCAACGCUAGUCGCGAUCCGCGUUGCCUAUGAGCUGAUGCAGCAAGGCAAGACGCAGCCAUUUCAACAGAACCUGCAAUCCAACAUCUCAUAUCUGCGGGCAUGCUGCGAUGCUAUCGAUGGCAUCGAUCGAUCCAUUGUUCGCAUCGACCAUCAUGACCGGUCGCCGAUAUUCUCCAUCCGCACAAAAUACCCACGAGAACUGGCUCGGUAUUGCCAGCAGCGCGGUCUCAUAGUACGGGCGAUAAUGGCGCCAACAGUUCCUCUGGGAAAGGAGCGAGUGCGCGUUUGUUUGCACGCGGGCAACACCAGGCACGAGAUAGACCAGCUGGUGGGCGCGAUCAAGAAAUGGGCGGAGGACUUGAAGAUGGGGAGUCCGAAGCUAUGA